ACUUCCGCUUCCGGUAGAGACGGGGCACCUGUCUUGGAUGUAAACAUGAUUAUUUCUUGAGAUAUUCAACAAUGACUUUGACCUGUAGACAUCCCUCCUGACUGAAUGGUCGCCAGCUACUACUGACACAAUGAAGAGAGGGCCAAGUCCUUCAUCCAGUGAUGCCACUUCACCAGGAAGUUGUGGCCCCUCCCCAAAGAUCCCCCGCCUUGGUUCAUCUGUCACAAGACAAUGGUUCCGUCAUCCCCCAGGUGGGCGUGGUGCCAGCAAAGGUUCAGACUUAGGGAAGGGUUCUUCGGGCUUCGUCAAGCCAGGCACCAAGACAGCAGGACCCUACAUGCUGGGUCCCCGACUUGGAUCUUCGCCAGUACGGAGCAUCGUCCAAUGCCUGGCCAGGAAGGAAGGUACUGACGAGUUCUACACCAUCAAGAUCCUGACAAUGGAGGACCCUGAGAAGGAGAGCCAGGAUGACCGGCAGGGGAAGAUGUUGAUGCACACGGAGUACUCCCUCUUGUCCCUGCUGCAUCAGCAGGAUGGGGUCGUUCACCACCAUGGGCUCUUCAAGGAUGAGUGCCUGGAGGAGACCCAGUCUGUGGACAACAACGGCCUGGUAGAGUACACAGGACGCCGCCGAAAACGUCUGUGUCUGGUCCUCGACUGUCUGAUUCCUCACGACUUCAGCACCAUGACGGCAGACCUCAUCAACCUCCAGCACUACGUCAUCAAGGAGAAAAAGCUCACCGAGAAGGAAGCCAUUGUCAUCUUCUACGACAUAGUUCGUGUGGUUGACAGUCUUCAUAAGAAGAACAUCGUCCAUCGUGACCUGAAGCUGGGUAACAUGAUGCUCAACAUGCGGACCCGGCGCAUCACCAUCACCAACUUCUGUCUCGGCAAACACCUGGUGUCAGAGAGCGACCUCCUGCGUGAUCAGCGAGGCAGCCCUGCCUAUAUCAGCCCUGAUGUUCUCAGUGGCAAGCCGUACCUGGGCAAGCCAAGUGACAUGUGGGCCCUUGGGGUGGUGCUGUUCACCAUGUUGUACGGCCAGUUCCCUUUCUACGACAGUCUGCCAACAGAACUCUUCAGGAAGAUCAAGUCUGCAGAGUACAGCAUACCUAAUGAUGGUCGUGUGAGCAAGGCCACAGUGCUGGUGAUCCAGAGACUACUGGUGCUGGAACCACAGACUCGGAUGACCGCAGGUCAAGUCCUGGAUGACCUUGGGACAAUCAUUGCCACGUGGAGAGCCUUGUCUGUCAGUGGACCAAAUCAACAAGUGCCAGACCACCCACCUUCCAAGCCUGACCACCCUCCUGCCCUGCCUGUCCUAACCCAACCAAGUGACCUUGAGGUCAAGCUGCAUCAGCUACAGUCAGACUCCCAGAAUGAUGCCAAGGCUCAGAAGGUUCACGUUGUAAGGAAAAGGCCGACCAAUUCUCAGCCCUCAGUGAGGAGAAUGAAUGUUGAUGCUAUUCCUUUAACAGCAGAUGAACUCCGUGCUCACCAACACCUUCUCCCAAAAUGAGUGAUAAGUGGAUGUCUUAUCUUCAAGGGACUGUUCCACAAAGGAAUCUUAGUUCUAAGUUGAACGUACGCCCAUACUUUAACAUUGGCUUACCAUUGUCGCAUUACUGAGAUCAUUUUGUGGGACAGGGCCCAGUCUGUUGUCAGCAGCAGGCUGUGGGGAUGUAACCAACCAGAGGCAGUUCUGCACAGUGAGUUGGUG
Messenger RNA from Haliotis rubra (blacklip abalone), 1720 nucleotides. Its product is annotated as serine/threonine-protein kinase 40-like. The record is from RefSeq and is a predicted model, not a curated record. Gene Ontology annotation, biological process: protein phosphorylation. Gene Ontology annotation, molecular function: ATP binding; protein kinase activity. The coding region runs from base 131 to 1519 and encodes 462 amino acids. The transcript has 9 exons. Lineage: Eukaryota; Metazoa; Mollusca; Gastropoda; Lepetellida; Haliotidae.